Molecule: messenger RNA, 1921 nt
Organism: Ceratitis capitata (Mediterranean fruit fly)
Lineage: Eukaryota; Metazoa; Arthropoda; Insecta; Diptera; Tephritidae
Product: zinc finger protein 431
Exons: 2
Coding region: 82-1839 (585 amino acids)
Biological process (GO): regulation of transcription by RNA polymerase II
Cellular component (GO): nucleus
Molecular function (GO): RNA polymerase II cis-regulatory region sequence-specific DNA binding; DNA-binding transcription factor activity; zinc ion binding
Source: RefSeq, a predicted model, not a curated record
UUUUAAUUAAUAAAUAGUGUUAAAUAAAUCUUAACAUAUUUAUUAGAUAUAAAUUUUAUUUGUAAAAAAUUGUGUGUCAGAAUGCGAGAAAUAACACAUAAGAAUAUGCAAUCCUUUUGCCGGAUAUGUCUUGACGAAUUGGGCGAGAAAUCAGUGCUGCUUGGUGAGAAAUAUAACAUAUAUGAGAAUGGAGAUAACGAAAAGCUCAUAACAUUAUGCCCUCCACCAACAAUUGUGGAAGAUUCUGAUGAUUUACCUCAGUUCAUUUGCAAGAUUUGUCAUAUAAAAUUAGAGUCCUUACACGAAUUCCGUUGUAAAGCUUUGCAGUCAUUUACCUUUUUGGCCAACAUAUUAAAAGAUUGUGACGAUUCUUCUGGAGUUAAUAUUACUCUGCUCGAUAGCGGUCAAGGCAGUGUAGAGCAACUAGAUAUUAGUGUUCGCACGCCUAAAAUAGAAUAUGAAAGCUAUAAAUAUUCAACAAGAAGCCGAGAGAAACUUCAAAACACUAUUGAAAAUACGGUGGUAAAAAUUAUGCAAGAGCCCACGAGCCCGAUAAAAACGACGAAAGAGGUGUUCAAAAAUGAAAUAUUUGUUGGUGAAGAAGCAGAAAUUGAUAUAAAGGAUAUUAAAACAGACGAAAACAUAUAUUCCGACUGUGAAGAUACCUCAGAUGAAGUCACUUUUUUGAGAACAGAUUCCUGUACACACGAUGAAGCCGAUAGAUUACAAAAUGUUGAUAUUGCUGUUCAAGCAUUAGAUAUACAUGCCAAGACACUUGAAAGUGAUGCUGACUUAAGUAACGGAGGUACAUCAAUUUUAUUAUCAACAAAAAAUUCGUCUCAAAACAAAAAUAAAAAGAGUACAAAGACUCCGAAAGGGCUGAAAAAAUCAAAGACGAAAGUAAAAACUACAGACGAUUGUGGUCCGUUAUUCCAGUGUGAGCAAUGUCCACGUCGAUGUGUCACAAAGGAAAAUUUUGAAGCGCAUUUACGCACACAUCAAGGACUCAAGCCAUACGUUUGUAAUGAAUGCAAUCGCGAUUUUAAUAGAGCAAGUAAUUUUCGUUCACACAUGCGUGAAGCUCACGCUGCUGUGAAACUGCAAUUUGUUUGCUCCUUUGAAGGGUGCGGUAAAAUAUUUAACCGAAGAGAUACCUACACAGCUCAUUAUCGCCAUAAGCAUUCAAAGGAGUAUACAAAGUCUGAACCUAAAAUAUAUGUUUGUGAGGACUGUGGCAGUACAUUCAAAAAUGCGACUACAUUUAAAGAGCAUCGCUACAAACAUGCACCAGUGGAAGAGCAUCCAUUCAAAUGUGAAGAGUGUGGAAAACGAUAUCGCUCGAAACGAUCUUAUAACGAACAUAAAAUACGUCAUUCCGGUAUAAAAAACUUCAUUUGUCCAUAUUGUGGCAUGAAGAAAGUGUCCAAAAGAGAAUUACGCACACACCUUAACUAUCAUACGAAAGAGAAACAAUGGCCUUGUCCGAAAUGUCCAAGCAUUUUUAACAGCUCAGCAAAUCUUGGGAUGCAUGACCGGAUAGUACAUAAGGGCAUAAGACGAUUCUCCUGUAGGUAUUGUGAACAGAGCUUUGGUAAAGCGGAUACUUUAAAACACCACGAAAUGCGGCACACAGGAGAAAAGCCCCAUGGUUGUGAGUUAUGUGGUAAACGUUUUAUUCAGGUUGUUGCAUUACGUACGCACUUGAAAACACAUAGUAGAGAUAACUCACGUGGGCCAAGAAAGCAGGCCAGUACGGAAGUACUUGCUGUAAAGAAUAGUACUGCUGAAACAUGUGAAACAAAUAUGCAAUUAACAAGUGCGUGUAGCAAUACUAGUUGAUACCGUUAUUAUAAUUAGCAUAGUACUUUUAUGUAACUUCGUGUGAAUAAAUUUAUUUCGUACAAUUUAUUUAAAAAAAAAA